AAUUCUCAAUUCUCAAUUCUCAAUUCUCAAUUCUCAACUCAAUUUCAAUAACUCAAGACACUGAGGUCAGAUGACAGACUCACUCGGGUAGACCGACAACCAACGGAUAGUCUGAAAGACUUAAAUACGACGGCAAAAUGCCGUCUGAUAAUGACAUCAAUCCUCCUUUCGAUGAUAGCUCACCGUCGGACCUUACUACCAACCCUCCUUGGCCACUCGUAAGUCGGAAUCAACAGACGCAAAUCGAAAGGACAUACUUUGAGGAUGGCGCAACUAUACAUUUCGAAAGAUUGCCCCGAUUACAGUUUUGGGCGCCCCUUUUUUUCAUGAAGGAAUCUUUUCGUGUCGUCUACGUUACCGGCAAGGCUGUCCAAGCGUCUAAGCUUUCCCAGCGCCGCUUGACUGCUGACGAAGUUAACGCUACCAGUGAGGCUGCCGCCAAUUCAGCCCGGUUCCUUACUUGGAUCCAUCCUGUUUCCUUGAUAACUACUUCUAUAAUAUGCUGGAGGACGAGAAAAACCUUUAAGUUUCCUCUCUACCAGCCAAAAAAAAGGAAAUUUAAUCCUUUUACCUUUCCCUCUAAACGUCUUCCCAUUUUUACCGGCGCUAGUGCCGUCUUCGCCUGGCAUGUUUCUCGGUUCUUUUGCUAUCUCCCUUUUACCCUAGUCGGAUCCCUUAUUUUCUUUACCUCUGUAGCAGAAUCAUCAUAUGACGCGCACUUAUCCAGAGACCCGCGCCUAAAGAACUGGCUCGCAGAUGUUAGAAGAAUUCAUCUUAACAGGCUUGCUCGUAUGCAGCGCGAGAAUCAGGGACCACAGCGAAGCUUUCCGGGACUUCCGGAUCCCGAUUCUCAGUCUUCCCAGAGGACUCCCGUUCCCCAAUCUCCGCGUGAUAAAUAUUCUUCCGAGUCGGAAAAUGAAGCACCCCGAGAAUAUGGACAUGAUACCUUUACUGGUCAGUCAGAAAGUAGCCCCAACGGAUUAGCCUCGGAAGCCAGCAGGAGUCCAUCAACGUCCUCCUCUCAAUCAUAUUGGGGCAAAGAAAUCCAGUCCCAAGCGCCACCGAGUAAAUCUCAGGACACGGUAUACUCGGAUUCAGGUUCGCAACAUUCAGAAGAUGACUUGGAUCUGUUCGAUGACGACGAUGCUUCGCCAGUCCCAGCCGCGUUAAGGAAGGCAGAGGCGCAGCAAACUCGUGACGGCCAGGGUGGCUCUGCUUGGGAUCGUAUUAGACAGCAGCAGUCACAAUCCAGAAGUGCUCAAUGGGCUCGGGGAGAUUCAUCCGGCCAGGAAAGAGGCUGGGGCCGACUGCGGCAGGAUAGGACACAAAAUCCCCGAGAUAGUCAGCCAAAGACAGAGGGCUUCGCAUACACAAAGCAAGACGAGGACAAAGAAAACAAGACCUAUGAGAAAGAGCAAGCUCAGAAAGAAUUCGAUGCAUUACUAGAAGCCGAGAGACGUGGUGGGUCGAACGGAGGAUAGGACGGGGAACAUGGGUCAACGGCAGAUUUGACCUUGGUAAACAACUACGGACAGAGUUGGGAUAGCUUGGGAAAUAAGGCAGGAACGAAUGGCCUAUGUAAUAGUAGGCACACAGGUAUGUCGGAAAAUAAGUGAGCAAUUCCGCUAUGUUAUGGAUAUUAUGGUCUUUGACGAUACAUGCCUAUCUUAAGCUAUUAAUUUCAUAUUGGGAAAUUCCGCAACGACCUAUAUAAUGUCAAUCAAAUAUAUUUCUUGUGCCCCCGAGUACAUCAUUAGAGGGAACAAAGGCUACUUGAGAAUUUAGCGUAUUAAAUAUUAAAUACCUUAGGUACCUCUUAUUACAUAUCCGUAUCUUCGCUCCCCCUUUUUUCCUUUCUCCACUUUUAUUCGUCCUGAGUUAUUUCUAUAUCCAUUCCCCCAGAGAAUAACAGAGAUAAAUAAAUCGCA
Daldinia loculata is the source of this 1928-nucleotide messenger RNA. RefSeq lists its product as uncharacterized. The record is from RefSeq and is a predicted model, not a curated record. The transcript has a single exon. Bases 138 to 1481 code for a protein of 447 amino acids. NCBI's taxonomy places the organism in Eukaryota, Fungi, Ascomycota, Sordariomycetes, Xylariales, Hypoxylaceae.